AUGGGCAGUGGUCAACUUAGGUGUACAUUUUUCCAGGUGUCUAUUUUACCAGCUCUUGUACUUCACGUUGCGUUCCGUCCCAACGAGUUGCCACAAUCUGAUACUAAAGAAGUAAGUAAGGUUUUAGAAGAUAUAACGAAUUCAUCAGAAAAACGAAAAAUAGUAACCAUGGGAAUGGAUAGUUCUUCCACCUCAAAAAAGAAAAAAAUAACAGAGCAGUCAGAACUUAUUACAUUAGAAGACGCAUUGUCUUACAUCCCUCCUCACGUUACCUACUCUCCUCACGGAACUAUCUCGAAAAAUACUACGCAAGUAGGUGGAAAACCACCGAAAAAGGUUUUAUUGUGGAAAGAUUUCUUCAAUAUGGUGAAUGAACAUUAUUUCGAUAAUAAACAACCAAGGUUCAAAGAGCCACAAUUCAUUGGAAAGUUUAAGGUAACAAAUGAAGAGAUCGUUCGUCAAGCUAUAAAUGUAAAUAUUUUUAUGGUAUUGAAUGAACUCACGCCAAAUUAUGAGUACUCGAUGCGAAAAGUUCUUGGUGAUGGCAAUCCAGAUUACGCAUGCUAUUACUUAGAAAACACCUUGAUCUUGGUAAUAGAAAUAAAAAGAGCACACGUCCUAAGUGAGUUAAAUUCUGGACAAUCACUGCCGGAUUUUUAUGAAACAAAUUCCAGAGCGAAGGAUGUGGUACAACAAAUAUACUACUAUAUGUCAGAGAACCAGUUGCAAUACGGCAUUCUAUCGACAUAUGAUAAUCACUGGUUUGUUAGAAGAGACCACCAACACCUUUACAUCACGGAAACUCUUAUAUUAGGAUCGAUAUCACCAACAGUACUAAAAGCGUAUGCGUUUCUUGCUCAGUUUGCAAAGGACAAUUCUUUUUCGUUACAUCCAAAUAUAAUUUAG
Messenger RNA from Entrophospora sp. SA101, 906 nucleotides. Lineage: Eukaryota; Fungi; Glomeromycota; Glomeromycetes; Entrophosporales; Entrophosporaceae. The record is from the annotation of a GenBank genome assembly.